Messenger RNA from Apaloderma vittatum (bar-tailed trogon), 339 nucleotides. RefSeq lists its product as uncharacterized. The annotation marks the transcript as partial. The record is from RefSeq and is a predicted model, not a curated record. Gene Ontology annotation, biological process: fertilization. The transcript has a single exon. Gene Ontology annotation, cellular component: nuclear membrane. Lineage: Eukaryota; Metazoa; Chordata; Aves; Trogoniformes; Trogonidae.
GAGCAUGAGGAGCCUGAAGACCCCUUGGAGAUCGUCUGCUCCUCCUCCGGCUCGUCAGACAAGCCCCAGAACCCCAAGAGGGAGAGGCUGGCCAACUGCAAAACCAGCAUCACGGUGCAGGACAUCCUCACUGCUUCCCAGCUGCAGCCUGCGCUCCAGCGUGGCUACCAGUGUGUGUCGUGCUGCCGCAUCUUCCCCACGUUCUGCUCAGUCCAGACUCACAUCCAGAACAGCUCCCAGGAGGGCUACAGGUGCAAGGGGUACAACCGCAGGCUCCAGGCCCUGUGGGAGAAGGAGUGCAAGCAACGGGAGGCUGCAGCCCCCAGGCCCCCUGAGUAG